AUGCAAGAGUACACCGAAAGACCUGCCCGAGGUGCUGAGUCCCAAUUCCAGCCAGGACAUCAGAUUCCGAUACAACACCAGAAAAAGCCUGGGCUACAGGCCGAACUAGAGGAUCCAAAGCCCGUCUCGACCCGUGUCCCAACUGAGGAUGGUGGAUAUCAGACAUACAAGGCAGCUGGGAAACUGGCUGGCAAAAGAACUAUCAUCACCGGUGGCGACUCUGGAAUCGGACGUGCCAUUGCUAUACUGUUCGCGAUGGAAGGGGCAUCCAGUCUGAUCGUUUAUUUACCAGAAGAAGAAAGAGACGCGCAAGAAACCAAAAGAAGGGUUGAGGAGAUUGGAUGCAAGUGUUACUGCCUAGCAAUAGAUAUCCGCGAAAAGGAGAAUUGUCGAAAAGUGAUUGAUGUUGCCAUAAAAUCCAUGGGCGGAAUUGAUAUAUUGGUGAACAAUGCUGCAUUUCAAAACAUGGUUCAUGACAUCAGCAGUUUGGAUGAGGAUCAAUGGGAACGUACCUUUGACACUAACAUUCAUCCUUUUUUCUAUCUUUCCAAAUAUGCUCUUCCCCACAUGAAAAGAGGAUCGACAAUUAUAAACUGUUCAUCGGUCAACCAUUAUAUUGGUCGACCCGACCUCCUAGAUUAUACGUCUACAAAAGGCGCAAUUAUAGCAUUUACUCGGGCACUUUCCAAUCAACAAAUUGGCAAAGGCAUACGGGUCAAUUGUGUUUGUCCUGGCCCAAUUUGGACCCCCCUUAUCCCAUCGACCAUGGAUACUGCCGCUAUGGAACAAUUCAGCUCCGUGCCAAUGGGCCGCCCAGGACAGCCCAGCGAGGUUGCAACGUGUUUUGUUUUUCUUGCGAGUCAAGACAGCAGCUACAUUUCCGGACAAUGUUUGCACCCCAACGGUGGUGUUCCGGUCAACGGAUAA
Aspergillus wentii DTO 134E9 is the source of this 927-nucleotide messenger RNA. Its product is annotated as oxidoreductase, short-chain dehydrogenase/reductase family. Bases 1 to 927 code for a protein of 308 amino acids. The record is from RefSeq and is a predicted model, not a curated record. The transcript is spliced from 4 exons. NCBI's taxonomy places the organism in Eukaryota, Fungi, Ascomycota, Eurotiomycetes, Eurotiales, Aspergillaceae. Gene Ontology annotation, molecular function: oxidoreductase activity.